Thecamonas trahens ATCC 50062 is the source of this 851-nucleotide messenger RNA. RefSeq lists its product as uncharacterized. The record is from RefSeq and is a predicted model, not a curated record. The transcript is spliced from 4 exons. Bases 289 to 759 code for a protein of 156 amino acids. Lineage: Eukaryota; Apusomonadida; Apusomonadidae.
GAUCACCUGGCCGACCACUCCACCCGAUCACCUGGCCGAUCACCUGACCGACCACUCCACCAGAUACUUUACCCCCCUCGCCGCUCUCGUCAAGGCCGAUCCCGUCAAGGCCGAUCCCGCACAGCUCGCGCGGCUUGCUGCCCUCGGCAUGGAUCUCCCAAACUCGUCCGAUGGCUCCAGCUAGACUCAACCAGUGGGUAGAGACUCUGAUCGUGGAGAAGCAUGGCCCCGGCGAAUCGGAAUAAUGCCCGCUUGGCGGCGAAACGCAGGAGCGCGUGACCUUGAUGAAUGCACAGAAGUUUGAAGGAGAACACCAGCAGCUUCUCUCUCACGACCUUUUCCGUCAUGAAGACCUUUAUCUUCCUUGCUGUUCUCGCUCUCUGCGCCAGCGCUGUCCUUGCCAACACCUGCGGCGGUAACUGCCCGUCCAACGACUGCACCAACUGUCUUUGCGGAACCUCCUCCUCCUAUGUCUCCAUCUCCGAGUGGUGUGCCAAGUUCUCCGGCUGGGACCAGUCCCAGUGCCAGUGCAUUGUUCAUCACGAGUCGUCGGGCAACGCCCACGCGCAGAACCACAACACCAACGGAUCGAACGACAUUGGUGUCUGGCAGAUCAACUCGGUCAACUGGGGCUCAUGCUCCAAGGGCCGCCCGCCGUGCGACGCCAGCUCCAACCUCGCGUGCGCCAUCCAGGUGUGGAAGUGGGGUGGCAAGUCGUUCCGUCUCUGGUCUACCUGCUCUGAGUGCGGCGCCUGCUAAUCACCCGGCCGCGUGUGACCAGCGACAGCAGAUCGCCGAGCUCAAAGUGGCGCUUGCUCCGUCGAAUACACACUGUUAUUUUGUGCAAAAGA